Ipomoea nil (Japanese morning glory) is the source of this 930-nucleotide messenger RNA. Its product is annotated as cyclin-U2-1-like. NCBI's taxonomy places the organism in Eukaryota, Viridiplantae, Streptophyta, Magnoliopsida, Solanales, Convolvulaceae. The coding region runs from base 82 to 768 and encodes 228 amino acids. The transcript is spliced from 2 exons. Gene Ontology annotation, biological process: regulation of cyclin-dependent protein serine/threonine kinase activity. The record is from RefSeq and is a predicted model, not a curated record. Gene Ontology annotation, molecular function: protein kinase binding.
UUUACACUCUACCUUACCAAACCCCCAUCUUCUAUAAAUUACUUCUGAUCUCCAUUGACAAAAGCUUCAAAUCUGUCUGGAAUGGCGGUGGUAAUUACAGAAGAAGCUUCAAUAAUAUCUCCAAGAAAGCUUAGGGAUGAUCUCUACUUGUACGCAUACCAGGAACAAUCGAGCACUCCACUGGUGAUCUCAGUUCUUGCUUCUCUGAUUGGGAGGACGGUGACGAGGAACCAGAGAAUUGCCAGGAACUUCAGAGGAGCUAUGGAUAUUAAUGUGGGAUCAACUAAGGUUUUCGAGUGCAAUGAGGCGCCGGACAUGACGAUUGAGUCGUACUUGGAGAGGGUUUUCCGGUACACCGGAGCCGGACCGUCGGUUUAUGUUGUCGCCUAUGUUUACCUCGACAGAUUCUGCCAGCUCCAUCCCCAGUUCAGAAUUGGUCCCACAAAUGUCCACAGGCUUCUCAUCACUACCAUCAUGGUGGCUUCUAAGUAUGUUGAAGAUAUGAAUUAUAGGAAUUCAUACUUUGCAAGAGUGGGUGGAUUGACAACAAUGGAAAUGAACAAAUUGGAGGUAGAGUUUUUGUUCUUGAUGAGAUUCAAAUUGCAUGUGAAUGUGAGUGUAUUCCAUAGCUACUGCUGCCAUCUUGAAAGAGAAGUGGGCAUUGGAGGAGGCUACCAAAUUGAGAGGACUUUGAGAUGUGCUCAAGAUAUCAAAUCAAAACAAAGAGAAGAUACAACAUUCACCCAGGUUACCAGCUUAUUGCUGUAGAAAUUAAAACAUAGAAUAUUCAUCUGGUGUAUGCCCGACCCUUGAAUAGUAGAUGCGGGUUUCUCUCAUUUCUCAAAAAAAUUGUAUAGAAAUAACAAUUUUGGUUAUAAUUAUGCGCAUAUAUUCUCCCACACUUAACUAUUUAUCUCAAGUCGGGUUUUU